This is a messenger RNA of Striga hermonthica, 957 nucleotides long. NCBI's taxonomy places the organism in Eukaryota, Viridiplantae, Streptophyta, Magnoliopsida, Lamiales, Orobanchaceae. The record is from the annotation of a GenBank genome assembly.
AUGACAGCUUAUUGUCUUUAUCAUAAGUCCGAUAUUUGCAUUCAAAGGUGGUUGAUUUCCGGCAAUUUCUCUCCCAGUCGUCUGCUUUUGUUUGAAUUUUGUGCUGCUUCAAGACUGUCUUUCCAUUCGCAUGCGGCCGAGCUCCGGGUCAGGCUUUAUGGUGGCUGCCUGUUGACUGAGGCUAAGAAUCAAAAAAGAAAAAGAAGAAAGAAAAUGAUUCUCACUAAACAAUACCGCUGUCUUCACUCCCCGAGCUGCAUGUGCACGAAAGGCCACCUAACAGAGGAGGUCAUAUUCCUAGUAUUCAACCACUUGAACUGGAACCCCAAGGUGAUCGCGGCCCUCUCGUGCACUUGCAAGUGGUUUGAUGACCUUGCGAAGCGUGCCCUCUGGAAGGAGUUUUGCAAGACGCGAGCACCCAAGAUGACCAUCGACCUCCAGUCUAGUGGGUCCCACAGUGUGGACGGCAACUGGCGGGCCCUCGGCAAGCUCCUCAUCUUCUGCUCUGGCUGCAAGAAGGACGGCCUCUUCAGCACCUCCCAGAUCCCAGGCCACUUUGUGUACCGCACCCGUUUUUCCCGAACUUCUGGAAAGAGCUUUCUGCUUCCUCAGUGCAGGUCGGAUAUUUUGUAUGUGUCGGAUCCAUGCGAGCACCUGGACCAGGGAGACGAGGGGGACGUGGGGUUUUUCCGGGGGAUAUUUAAGUCGUUUGCAAAUUCGAAGGUGAGGAAGAUGCUGAUAAAGAGGUGUGCGCCCCUGCACCCUACGGAGGUUUGCCCAUAUUGCAAGGCGAAGCUGUGGAAUAUGCUAGAAGCGAAAAUGAUUCCCUCGAGUGCCAGCUGCCGGCUAGGGGCGUACGAGGACUGCAUUGAGUAUUACGUGUGCCUGAAUGGGCACAUGCUUGGGAUUUGUACGCUUUUGCCCCUGUCAGAUACUGAUGAGGGAUCGGAGGAGUGA